GGCAGGAGGGGGAGGGUUUAGAAGGGAGCGCACUUCCGGUGCCCUUUCUCCCGCAAGCGCUCCGGGCCCCGGACCCUCGUGGGAAGGGUGUGAUCCCGAAACUGGAGUGGGGUAGAGGCGGGCCGGCACCCGCUUCUGACUUCGGGUGCCACCGGCCCCAAGAUCGGACAUGGCCCAGAACUUGAAGGACUUAGCGGGACGGCUGCCCUCCGGGCCCCGGGGCAUGGGCACGGCGCUGAAGCUGCUGCUGGGUGCUGGGGCCGUGGCCUACGGUGUGCGCGAGUCCGUAUUCACCGUGGAAGGCGGGCACAGAGCCAUUUUCUUUAAUCGGAUCGGUGGAGUGCAGCAGGACACCAUCCUGGCCGAGGGCCUUCACUUCAGGAUCCCGUGGUUCCAGUACCCUAUCAUCUAUGACAUUCGGGCCAGACCCCGAAAAAUUUCUUCCCCCACAGGCUCCAAAGACUUGCAGAUGGUGAACAUCUCCCUGCGUGUGCUCUCUCGACCCAAUGCUAUGGAGCUUCCCAGUAUGUACCAGCGUCUGGGGCUAGACUACGAAGAGCGAGUAUUGCCAUCCAUCGUCAACGAGGUGCUCAAGAGUGUGGUGGCCAAGUUCAAUGCCUCCCAGUUGAUCACCCAGCGAGCCCAGGUAUCCCUGUUGAUCCGAAGGGAACUGACAGAGCGAGCCAAGGACUUCAGCCUCAUUCUGGAUGAUGUGGCCAUCACAGAGCUGAGCUUCAGCCGGGAGUACACAGCUGCUGUGGAAGCCAAACAAGUGGCCCAGCAGGAGGCCCAGCGGGCCCAAUUCUUGGUGGAAAAAGCAAAGCAGGAGCAGCGGCAGAAGAUUGUGCAGGCCGAGGGUGAGGCUGAGGCUGCCAAAAUGCUGGGAGAAGCAUUGAGCAAGAACCCAGGUUACAUCAAACUGCGUAAGAUCCGCGCGGCCCAGAACAUCUCCAAGACGAUCGCCACCUCCCAGAACCGGAUCUAUCUCACCGCUGACAACCUUGUGCUCAACCUGCAGGAUGAAAGCUUCACUCGGUGAGGGCCAUGACCUGCACAGCAGGAAGUUGGGGAGGCCGUGACAAUUGAGUGGUCUCUUGGGCUCACCAGCAUGUUCAUGUGGCCCUUAAAAAAACCAUUUGGGUGAAUCAAAGUUAAAAAAGUGGGAUUGUUAACCCUUACUGUCUUGCAUCUUGUAGGAUUUGAUUUUAUGAGAUCAAAUAGGAUUAUUCAUGUGAAAAGUAAUCGUAAAGUUUUGUCUAACUGGGAAGCAGUGAGGAUUAUUGCUGUUCUUCCUGGAGAGCCUUAAGUCUGCUGCUGAGCAUGGAAGGGAGGGUUAAGAAGGAGGUAGAAAACAGCGCUGACGGUCUCUUUCCAGAGCCUGCGCUUCCUGGCUUCUAGUCCUUUGUCUUUUUCUUUGGGGAGCAAAGGAGGGUUUAGAGCUGGGUGGGGCCUGAAGCUGCCAAAUCACAUGUGUAUUUCUCUUCUCUCCUGUUUCCUGUUCAUCUGGUGAUCUGGUAUUCACAGGGGAAGGUAAGUUGUUGACACAGCCUUAUUCCUAUGGGGUCCUGCAGCUCCUCUCUGGGUACCUGCCUCCCCCCAGCACACAACUUUUCCACACAUACUCCUUCAGUCUGGGAGAAGGGAGUGGCCUGGGGUGCUCUGCCUCUCACAUUUCUGUCCCCUAACAAUGCCACUCAUCCAUCUUAUUUCUGCAGUGACAGCCUCAUCAAGGGUAAGAAAUGAGCCCGGGUGACCAAGAUCUCCACCCCCAGAGAGCAAGUGGAUUUGUUUCUCCCCUGGUUUUUGAGGAGCCAGCUCCCUCCCCCCAUUCCCCUUUAUCAUGUGAUGGUCCCCUCUGCACCUGACCACCUGGGCCUUGGAUGAGUGAAGACUGACCCAUUUUCAGGGGAACAACUUUCCUCCUCCCUGUGUGGCCAGGGUUGUUGGGACAGUGUGUGAUUUCUAGAUGAUUUCCUAUAGUGUUGGUUCCUCCCUCAAAGCUGGGAGGCAAUAACCAUCCCAGGAAUUCUCAAUAAAUUUUUAUUACUUAAGCUGGAGUCAAGGCUUAACGUG
This is a messenger RNA of Talpa occidentalis (Iberian mole), 2073 nucleotides long. It is a transcript of the gene PHB2, whose product is annotated as prohibitin 2. Lineage: Eukaryota; Metazoa; Chordata; Mammalia; Eulipotyphla; Talpidae. The transcript is spliced from 8 exons. Gene Ontology annotation, biological process: mitochondrion organization. Bases 170 to 1039 code for a protein of 289 amino acids. Gene Ontology annotation, cellular component: membrane; mitochondrion. The record is from RefSeq and is a predicted model, not a curated record.